This is a messenger RNA of Branchiostoma floridae (Florida lancelet), 1493 nucleotides long. Its product is annotated as genetic suppressor element 1-like. The record is from RefSeq and is a predicted model, not a curated record. Bases 12 to 1478 code for a protein of 488 amino acids. The transcript is spliced from 5 exons. NCBI's taxonomy places the organism in Eukaryota, Metazoa, Chordata, Leptocardii, Amphioxiformes, Branchiostomatidae.
GACUACACGACAUGUCGUCGUCUCCCACGCCUGGUCAGCUGAGUAACGGGGACCGUUCGCGGGCGCUGGUGCAGAUGGAGUUCCAGCACCAGCAGUACAUGAAGCGGCUGAACCAGGAGGAGCGCUGGCAGAGCCGGCAGAGACAGAUGAGGGAGGAGAAGGCAGAGAGGCAGCAGGAGGUGUCCAGCUACAGGCAGCAGCUCUUACAACAACAACAGGGUUCUUUGAGAUCUUCACCUCACCUAAAGCAUGGCCCCUCCCAUGUAAAUAGAGAAAUGACUCCAAACAAUCACGCAGAGGAAAGGAACCAUUCCGAGAGGGCUGAUAGCAAAGAGGCCGUCCACCUACCCCCCAACAGUCACCCUCCUCCCCUUGUGCCCCCUCAGAACGUUCACUCCUUUACAAGAGAGGAACCCUGGAAGUUCCACUUGGCUCAUGCGAAGCACCCGCUGGAUAAUCUACGUGCGGUGAGCGAGGUGAGAAUACCCACCACGCCGCCGUCUUCGGCCUCCGCCCAUUCCAAUCAGUACGACUACGACAGGCACCCGCCCGCGCGGACGUCGCCCGCGAACCACGACAAACCACAUUCCGCCGGGCCGCACGUCGGCAGGACGGACAAGUCUCCCCGUCCGCCGCGCGGGGAGAGAACUUUCCGUAACCACUUCGAGCGCUUCAAUCACGAACAAUCGCUGCUCAUCAACGGCCACCUCGACAGGGUGGCGGAGACGUUUCUCGACCAGUCCAACAACCAGUACGCGUACGACCAUCGCAGGCUCUCGGAGCUCGCGUACAACAUCAAUGUUAGCAAGGCCCUUUCUGUGCCGUUCACGGAAUAUUUCCUGGGAAUUCAGAGGACUAACAGGGCAGAUUCGGACGACGAUAGACACGUGGUGAGCAAACUGGACAUGGAGGAGAGCAAGAUAAGGGAGGCCCGCAUGAGGGGCACGUACAGAAGUGACUGUGAUUCCGACAGCGACUGUGACAUUGAGGUUCAGCGAGCGAAGCUGCAGAAAAUUGCGUCAGGCCCUCCGUUGCAACUAGAUGAGUCACCAAAGAAACUGUAUUUUCUGGAGACGUUUGGGCUGACAACGCAGAAGAGAAAAUGUGCAGUACAUGAGGAGAAGAAGAGAAAGAGGAGAAGGAUGCUGAUGGAGCGAUCCCCAUCUCCAUCCAAGUCAGACCACGAGGAUGAGAACCAGCCGUGCAGCCCGCUCACGACGUCUUACACGGCCGAAGACAUGGUGCAAGAAGUGGACCUGGAGGAUAAGAAGUCGUUCUUGGCUGAGAUGGGCCUGGGCUUCAUGCACAAGGAACACAGGAAAGGUGAGGAGAGACAUGAAAAGCAACGUGACCAGCAGAUAGUGGAUGCCUUUAAGUCGGGGAAACUGAGGAGUCUCCUUGCUGCACCCAGCACCAACAAUCACAAGGUCCCUUCUCUAGAAUCUAAGAGGCCUGCCAGCAGCACAGGUAAACCUUAGUUGUACAAUUUGAGC